CGACAAGAUACAAUGGGUUGGUUCAACCAACGCAUAUGAUCGAGCUAAUUUACAGCAUUUUAAUUUGUUUUUAUUAAUAAGUCAGUUUUUUUGGUCUAAUUUAACUCAUAAGCGGAACAAUGUCUACUGUAAUAGGAUCCAAAGAGGAGACUGAUGUUUCGCCAAACCAAGAUACCAAUGAAACUCGGUCUGUGUUAACUUCAAGUGAUAGUGGAUAUAUUUCCAAUAAAAAUUAUCUCAAAAUUGUCAAAGCUAUCUACCCAUUCAAAGGUGCCAAUAAUGACGAAUUAUGCUUCCAAAAGGACGAUUUAAUUAUUUUAACACAAACACCUGAAGGUGGUUGGUAUGAAGGAACUCACUUAGCCAAAAGGAUCACCGGUUGGUUUCCUGCUGGUUAUGUUACACCUCUUCAUCCAGACCAUGCACAUUCUCUUCUUGAUCAACAAUUUAUUGAUACUUUUAAUAAAGAUCACAAUCUUCAAUCUAAUCGAACCUCUGUUUUUAGUGAUUUGAUCGAGACGGAAAAAAAUUAUGUCGCCGAACUACAAAAUGUCCUGCAAACAUACCUUUUGCCUUUACAAAAGUCACAAAUCUUAUCCAAAGAGGAAACUGAGUUGACUGUUGAAUGCUAUAAAACAGUUAUUGAGACUCAUAGUAAAUUUUGUGAGGCUCUUGAAGCGGUCCGAGAGGAAAAUAAAGACUUGAGGAUUGGUGGGUGCUUUAUGAGCCAUGCAACAGCCAUCAAAGAAGUUCACUUCAACUAUUGCUCAAUCCAUCCUAAAUUCGUGCAUCUUAUUGAAUUACAAACAGAAAAAGUUUGUAACUUACUGAAAGAAACUUUGGGCAAUCAACCAAAUACUACUAAUUAUUUAAUUCUAAUCACCAGCGGAUUAAGUUUAACAUUCAGACACCUUGACAAAUAUCCAUCCUAUCUACAAGAAUUGCAAAGAUACACUAAUGAUGCUCAUCCUGAUCGUGGGGAUAUACAAAGAGCUAGUUUCAUAUUCAGAGAGCUAGUCACAUCUUGUUUGCAACUUCGUCGCCAAAAAGAAAUGGAAUUGGAAGUAAUGUUAGGCAACGUUCGUAAUUGGCCAACAUCCACUGAUCCUAUUGAAAGUUUAGGUUCUGUCUGUCAUAUGGGUCCAGUAACUGUACUACAGUCACCUCAAUCUUCAGAGACAGUUAAAAAAGAUCGAUACCUUGUAUUGUUUCCUGCCUGUUUGGUGAUUCUCUCAGUUAGUGAUGAAAUGACUUCUUUUGUUUAUGAGGAUAAGUUAUUGCUAAUGAAUGUAACUUUACCUCGUUUACCUGAUAUUCAAAGCACUAAAACUACAUUUCAUUUGCUGGUUGCCGAUCCUAAUUCUGAGGAUACCGGUAAAUAUGUAUUGUCCUGCGUUAAUCCUGAAGAUAUUAGAAAGUGGAUCAGUAUGAUGCAUAAAUGUAAAAGUAAACUUGAAAGCAAAGGCUUAGAAACACCGUUGAAAGAAAUUCGAGCUAGUCCAAUCCAUCAUGCUAUUGCAUCUGAAAGUCCAAUGACUCCUGUUCAUAUGGAAAACAAUCGAAGCAAGUAUUGGGCUUGGAAAAGUCUUUUACCUCACCCACCUAUACGUAUUUCGGGUUCUAGCAGUGAUUUCGAUGGUUCAAGUACUUUGAGUCGAGAUGCGUUAAGCAAAAUAAAUUUGGAAGGAGAUGUUAGUCAAGCCAAUGAUAUGGCAAUUCUCCAAGUCAUCGAAGCUUACUGUCAAAGUAAUCGAGCAAAAAUGGCCAAUGCAACUCCACUUCAACCGAUCCGAGAUAUUGAUAAGCAUAUUUUUGGUAAAAUGGGUGAUCAGUCUAUUGCCGAAGAUAAACAAUCGAUAAAUUUGUCAACCAUCGUGGAUGACGUUAAAGGUCUGAAACUCCAAUUAGAAUCUCUGAAUAGUUGGUUCAAAAAAGAACGCCAGUCAAGAAAAAGAUUAGCUGCCAAAGUAGAUUCUCUCGCAUCUAUGAUUUACAAGUAAUUUAAAGUUUUCAUCGAAACAAUUUUUUUAAAUUAAUCUAAUCAACUUCAGACUAUUUUGAACACGAAUUUGUGACUAGAAUGGUUUCAUUCAAAAGGAGACAAGAUGAAGAGUUAAUGGUAAAAUUUAUAAUAAAUUAUUAAUUCGAUCAUAA
Molecule: messenger RNA, 2154 nt
Organism: Tetranychus urticae (two-spotted spider mite)
Lineage: Eukaryota; Metazoa; Arthropoda; Arachnida; Trombidiformes; Tetranychidae
Product: rho guanine nucleotide exchange factor 7-like
Cellular component (GO): cytoplasm
Molecular function (GO): protein binding; guanyl-nucleotide exchange factor activity
Source: RefSeq, a predicted model, not a curated record